UUGUUUGACAUUUUUUCCCAAACUCUUGGCCAAUAAUCUAAGUCGUUUUUCUUAUCAACUUCUGGCACGCUGAUGUCCAUCGCCAUAUGACCCUGUCGUGACCAAACGCCGUCAUUCCUCGCCUAGUCGUUGGUCAGCCACCGUCCGUCAACAAUUUUCAAAAACGACAUUCACAUCGAAAGAAACUACCAUGAAGUCAGUCGUUAGCAUUUUGGUCUUGAUCGUAGCCUGCGUCCGUUUCGCCUCGGCUGCCAAAUGUUCCGAUCACAUCCUGUCGUUGAAAGCCGAUUUCUUUAGCGAAGAUGAUGGCGGCAUUUACGAUAGGACUGCCUGCUCGGCUUCGUUCAGCAAUUUCCACAAGUACACACCGCAGGUUCACGUCUUGAUUAACGAACACAUCGCACAGAGUUUCGUCUAUUCCAUCAUGUCGAGCCACUUUGAGACGGACUUCGAGAACCGUUUGGGAUUCAGCAAGUACAUGGACGGCCUGGCCGAUACCAUGUGGCAACAUGCCAUUAGUCUGAUCAAGUAUGCUGGAAAACGAGGAACGGGCGUGGCUCCCGUCGAUACCAGCAACGGCCUUUCCAUCAAAAACUUGAACAAUGGUAUCAAGCCAUGGACAGAAAUAGAAGCCUUGGCAUUGGCUCUCGAUCAUCACCAAACGUUGGCCAUCAAAGUCCACCAACUGCACAGUUCGGCCAAGGAUGCCGCCUUUGGAGAUUUCUUGGAGAAUCAGUUCGUGUCCGAUCACGUCAGCCGAAUUCGUGAACUGUCUGGUCAUUUGACUAAUCUCGUGCCGAUGGUUCAAGAAGAAAGCAGCAAAGAUUUGGCUCUCUACCUAUUCGACCAGUCGUUGGUUUAAAGAAGAAAAAAACAAACAUCACUUGCGUGUGUGUUCAGCUAUCAACGAAGCAAAAAAGGUUGCUCUAAUUCUUCUAAACCGUAUGCAAACGGCCUUUUAAUUCCACCUUCCAAAAAUAUUGAUUGCUCCAUCGUAGAUAUUCUGCUGACAGUUUUCCAUUUAAAUUGGCCUUUACGUUUUUUUUUUUCAUUCAAAACAAAUGGGGGCAAAAUAAACUUCCUUAGUCAGUCUA
Molecule: messenger RNA, 1094 nt
Organism: Daphnia magna
Lineage: Eukaryota; Metazoa; Arthropoda; Branchiopoda; Diplostraca; Daphniidae
Product: ferritin heavy chain
Biological process (GO): iron ion transport; intracellular iron ion homeostasis
Cellular component (GO): cytoplasm
Molecular function (GO): ferric iron binding; ferrous iron binding
Source: RefSeq, a predicted model, not a curated record